Messenger RNA from Symbiodinium natans, 906 nucleotides. The record is from the annotation of a GenBank genome assembly. NCBI's taxonomy places the organism in Eukaryota, Dinophyceae, Suessiales, Symbiodiniaceae.
AUGGCUCAACCUGUCAUGACAUAUCCUGCUGCGCAACCGCAGCCCAUGCAGCAGUAUAUCCAGUCGGCUGGGCAGUACGUGCAGCAGUUCCAGCAGGGUAUCCCGCAGGCUCAGUCCAUGGUGGUGAGCGGCUACAAUCAAUUCCAAAGCCAGCUCCAGUCGGCCGGCGCCCAGCUGCAAUCGGCCCUCGACCACAGCCAGGGCAAGUGGUUCGCCCCGGGCGAGGCCCUGCCUCCGGGCUUCCAGAUCACCUCGCACCCCGAGGGGCAUGUGGAGCCCCAGGCCCACCACGCCAUGUCCGACGCCGUGGCCUCCUUGAAGGGCAUGCCCGGCAAGCUUGGGUCCGCGUUCGAUGACGCCGCCAAGGCUGCUGCGAAAGGCAAGGACAAGAAGAAGCACCUCGGCGAGAAAUCCUACGUGGUCCUGAACCUUUCUUUUCCAACUCGCACGCUCAGCACAGCUGUGUCCACCCUGGCCCAUCCCGUGGAGGGGCGCGGGGAUGAACUUGACCGGCAGGUGCCGGAGAACGCGCCGAUGCUGUCACAGCAGUGUCAACGUAGCGUCACCGCCAAUGCCUUGCCUACAGCUCAGUCCAUGGUGGUGAGCGGCUACAAUCAAUUCCAAAGCCAGCUGCAAUCGGCCGGAGCGCAGCUGCAAUCGGCCCUCGACCACAGCCAGGGCAAGUGGUUCGCCCCAGGCGAGGCCCUGCCCCCCGGCUUCCAGAUCACCUCGCACCCCGAGGGGCAUGUGGAGCCCCAGGCCCACCACGCCAUGUCCGACGCCGUGGCCUCCUUGAAGGGCAUGACCGGCAAGCUUGGAUCUGCGUUCGAUGACGCCGCCAAGGCUGCUGCGAAAGGCAAGGACAAGAAGAAGAGCAAGAAGAAGAAGUCCUCCGGCUGGUGCUAA